Molecule: messenger RNA, 4545 nt
Organism: Brassica rapa (field mustard)
Lineage: Eukaryota; Viridiplantae; Streptophyta; Magnoliopsida; Brassicales; Brassicaceae
Product: protein NPG1
Molecular function (GO): protein binding
Source: RefSeq, a predicted model, not a curated record
UUGAUUAUUGGAGAUUGCUGGCCUAGUGUCUAACUAGGGCUAAUUAAUAUAUAGUUGGAGAAAGUUCAGUACUAUACAAUUAGGUACCGCAGGAUUGUGUAUUUUUAGAUACUAGUUUGGCUCUGCCGAUUACUUUAAUACUUGGAAGGCUACGUAUAUGAAAGUCCCUAACCUAGAAAAUAAAGUACUACCUAAUCAUGUACAUAUGUGUAUAUAUAAUACUCGUUCCACAGUACCCUAGAAUAAUGCAUGCAGGGCUAUUUGAGAAAUCAAAUCUAAUUAGGUUAUUGGUCUAUUAUUUUCUACAUGUGUUUUCCUUGUUUGGUUUGGGACAAGAGUCUACUUCAAAAUAGCAAUGUUUGUUUUUUUUUUGUUUUUAAUACCUACAUUGAUGAUAAAGACUCGUACUCAAUUAAAUUGGUUUUCAUAGUAAAGACUAGUAUGCUUUUAUAUAAUCUUACCACAUAUAUAUAGGUUCAUCUUCGGAUUUUGACCUAACAAUUUGGCACUCUAAGAUUGGACAUUAAUAAAAUAUGUUAGUUAUGAUCAGUCUCAAUAAAAGUUGUGUUGGUUUUUUCUAUGUGGUUCAUAGUAUUUUUUUUUGUCGCCUACAACUCUUUUGGUUAAGGGCAAAUCUCCAAAAUAGCACAUUUCUAAGUUUAUAUCACAAAAAUAGCACUCAAAAACUAAAAUGAUCAAAAUAGCAUUUUAUUUUUUGAAAAAAUUAAAUUUUUUUAUUUUUCAAAAUUUGAAAUCUUAUCCCCAAAAUCUCAAUUCUCAACUCUAAACCCUAAAACCUAAACUCUAAACCCUAAACCCUAAAUUCUAAACCCUAAACUCCACCCUUUGAGUGCUAUUUUUGUGACUUUUGGUCUUGAGUGCUAGUUUGAGAACAAAAAUUUGAUUUAGUACUAUUUUGGUCCUUUUCUCUUUGGUUAAUGACAUUCCGGCCACAUUAGUACAAAACAUUAGACUUGUGUAACAACUAACAAGUUCCGGUUAAGAUUCUAAACUCUAGAGCUUUUUAGUUUGACAUUAUCACUCAUAGAUUCCCGAUACGAAGCUUACGAAGGGAACCACUGACAUUAUCACAGUUCAAAGAACUUGGAUUCUCGUAGCUUCCCGCUAAAUACAUGAUCCCAUCAAACAUACGCUUGGAGUUUCAACUCAUUUGUGCAUUCGACAGUCGAGACUAUCGUAUAGUGCUAUAUGUCUCCGAAACUAUUGGCUCUAUCUAUAUCUUCCCGAAAAGAAAAUUUCAUUCAUAUUUUCCUCCGAAUAUAUAUAGAUCGAAAUCUAUUUCCCCUCAACCAUCGAAUUAGACGGUUUAAUAUCGGUUUACUGUUUUAAGUUGAACCGUAAACCACUUAAAGUUAAUAGUUAACCAAAUAAGAUCCGAUUAAGAUCCAAACCUAAUAUAACCUGAUUAAAGACCCAGCCACGUUAAAAAAACAGACCUGAGUUUGAUCUAUCGAAACCUAAAAUCCCAAAUUGUAGAGCCGUAGAAGGAAAUCUUCUUGGAUUUGGAAGCCAAGUCGACAAGAGAUCAAUGGCAUCAGUCUUUGAAGCUGUUCAAUACGUGUAAGAUGAGUUCGACGAAGAAGCUGUGGAGAGAGACAAAUUUGAAAUCGAGCAUUUUGGUCUACUUAAUUUUACUGUGUUUUGGUUUAUUCCGGCUAUAGUUUAGAUCAUAGGUCGGAUUUCAUCAUUAAACCGUCUAAUUCAAUGGUUGAGGGGAAAUAUGUUGAGAUCUAUAUAUUCAGGGGAAAUAGGAAUGAAACUUUUAUUUUAGGAGAGAUAUAGAUAGAGGCAAUAGUUUCAGAGACGUAUAUUACUAUACGAUAGUUUUCAUGGAGAAAUAGGUAGUCGACCCUUAUAAAAAGAAAUAAUAAUAUAAAUUAAAAGUCGUGGGAUAGAGUGAUUUUAUUAAACAAAACUAUUGUAGUGAUAAAAUUUGUAUAUACGUUGAAUUGAUAGGCCGAAGAAAGAAAAUACCAUAUGGAUUGUAAAAAUGUGUAAAUUAGGGUGUUGAAAUUCAACACCAUUGUUCAUAGUCUAACAAAAAAUGGUAUUUCGACAAAACAGGUGUCUCUCUCACACACAGGUUCACGUUCUGCAACAUCCCAACCACAUCCGAUUUCUCGCCGCGAGUGCACCGUUGAUUCAAUCGGCUUCCCUGGAAUAUGAAGCGGAUGAUCGUAGUGAUGCAGUUGCUAGCUACGGUGGAUUGGAUAGAGACAUUUGAUUCGGUUUUAUUCUAUAAAAAAGGUUGAACAAUGCUCGAGAAUCAAUCCAAAGAGCUUAGUGAGAACAGAGAAGAUGAGAUCACACGUCAGCUUUGUGCAAAUGGGCUCUUCAUGAAAACAACUGAAGUCGAAGCAAAGCUUGAUGAAGGAAACAUCCAAGAAGCUGAAUCCUCUUUGAGAGAAGGCUUAUCACUCAACUCCGAGGAAGCAAGAGCUCUCCUUGGAAGACUAGAGUACCAAAGAGGCAAUCUAGAAGGCGCGCUUCGUCUCUUUGAAGGUAUUGAUCUUCAAGCAGAGAUCCAGAGGUUACAGGCUUCUGCUCCUCCCCCUGAGAAGCCAGUUACUAAGAAAAACCGUCCUCGUGAACCUCAACAGCAACCGGUUCCACAGCAUGCUGCUAGCUUAGUGCUUGAAGCUAUCUACCUAAAAGCCAAGUCGCUUCAAAAGCUUGGGAGAACAACCGAGGCUGCAAGAGAAUGCAAAAGCGUUCUUGACUCCGUCGAAAAAGUCUUCCAGCAAGGGAUAUCUGAUGCUCAAGUAGACACAAGACUUCAAGAAACCGUUAGCCACGCCGUGGAGUUACUUCCAGCUCUAUUUAAAGACUCUGGUGAUUACCAAGAAGCUAUAUCUGCUUAUAGACGUGCGCUCUUAAGCCAAUGGAACCUCGAUAACGACUCUUGUGCAAGGAUACAAAAAGACUUCGCAGUCUUUCUUCUACAUUCUGGAGUAGAAGCGAGUCCACCGAGCCUAGCUUCUCAGGUGGAAGGCUCCUACACACCUAGAAACAACUUGGAAGAAGCUAUCCUUCUCUUGAUGAUUCUCAUCAAGAAGUUCAACUCCGGGAAAGCGAAAUGGGAUCCGUCUGUGAUCGAACACAUUACCUUUGCGUUAUCUCUAUGUAGUCAGACCUCGGUGGUCGCCAAGCAGCUUGAAGAAGUGAUGCCUGGUGUGUUCACCCGUGUUGAGCGUUGGAACAGUUUAGCUCUUUGUUAUAGCGCAGCUGGUCAAACCAGUGCGGCGGUUAACCUUCUUAGAAAGUCUCUGCAUAAGCACGAGCAGCCUGAUGACCUCGUGGCGCUUUUGCUAGCUGCUAAGCUUUGCAGCGAGGAGCCUUCUUUAGCUGCGGAAGGCGCGGGCUACGCGGAGAGGGGUGUAAAGAAUGCUCAAGGGAUGGAUGAGCAUUUGAAGGGAGUUGGUUUGAGGAUGUUGGGACUUUGUUUAGGGAAGCAAGCCAAAGUCCCCACGUCGGAUUUCGAGAGAUCUAGGCUUCAGUCUGAGUCAUUAAAGGCAUUAGAUGGAGCUAUAGCCUUUGAGCAUAACAACCCUGACUUGAUCUUUGAGUUAGGUGUUCAGUACGCUGAGCAAAGGAACUUGAAAGCUGCUUCGCGUUAUGCUAAAGAGUUUAUUGAUGCAACUGGAGGGUCGGUGUUGAAAGGGUGGAGGUUUCUGGCUCUUGUCUUGUCUGCUCAGCAACGGUUUUCGGAAGCUGAGGUUGUGACUGAUGCUGCUUUGGAUGAAACUGCAAAGUGGGAUCAAGGACCUUUGUUGAGACUUAAGGCAAAGCUGAAGAUCUCUCAGUCUAAUCCGACAGAAGCUGUUGAGACUUACCGUUACCUUCUAGCGUUGGUUCAAGCUCAGAGGAAAUCUUUUGGACCGCUUAGAACUCUUUCUCAGAUGGAGGAAGACAAAGUGAAUGAGUUUGAAGUAUGGCAUGGCUUAGCUUAUCUUUACUCAAGCCUUUCACAUUGGAACGAUGUAGAAGUCUGUCUGAAGAAAGCCGGCGAGCUUAAACAAUACUCUGCUUCAAUGCUGCACACGGAAGGUCGAAUGUGGGAAGGAAGAAAGGAGUUUAAACCAGCAUUAGCAGCUUUCUUGGACGGUUUAUUACUAGACGAAUCAUCGGUUCCUUGCAAAGUAGCCGUUGGAGCAUUGUUGUGUGAAAGAGGGAAAGAAUAUCAGCCAACACUUCCUGUGGCGAGAAGCUUGUUGUCUGAUGCAUUGAGGAUUGAUCCGACAAACCGAAAAGCUUGGUAUUACUUGGGAAUGGUACAUAAGCAUGAUGGACGCAUAACUGAUGCUACUGAUUGCUUCCAAGCUGCUUCCAUGCUUGAAGAAUCUGAUCCUAUUGAAAGCUUCUCAACCAUUCUCUAAACCAUUUUUUUACAAAGAUUUGUUAUUGUUUCAUUAUUUAAUAUGUAAAAUUUUAAUAUUGUAAUGUCUUCAAACUAAUACGGCUUUUAAUCCACAAACUGAACAAAGUCAAAAGAAAUGCAUACAAUAUAACACAAUAUUUGAGUCU